Molecule: messenger RNA, 3576 nt
Organism: Pogoniulus pusillus (Red-fronted tinkerbird)
Lineage: Eukaryota; Metazoa; Chordata; Aves; Piciformes; Lybiidae
Gene: FLT3
Product: fms related receptor tyrosine kinase 3
Exons: 22
Biological process (GO): positive regulation of kinase activity; cytokine-mediated signaling pathway; multicellular organism development
Cellular component (GO): signaling receptor complex; plasma membrane
Molecular function (GO): growth factor binding; transmembrane receptor protein tyrosine kinase activity; ATP binding
Source: RefSeq, a predicted model, not a curated record
AUGCCCAAUCCUGAACAGCUUCAGGCGGCUAAAAUGGAGGGUUGCUGGGUGGAGUGUGGAUCUAGGGGGAGAAAUAGUCUGUGUGGGAGGUUACGGGCAAGGGCAACAAGGCUGGCAGGCGAGAGCCGCCUUCAAGAUGCUGUGCGUUUUCUUGUUAUGGCAGCAGUUACUUUCACUUCUGCGUUGAAAUCUGAGAUUACAUGUGUGUUUAUCAGCCAGAAGGAUGAACAUUCAGGAGGAACACGAGGGACAUCGAUAUCAAAAAAUCUUGGGUGUUAUUUGAAUUCUCAAGGAACAGAGAACAUCUAUGAACCAAUUAAAAAUGUGGAAGUCAAUGUGUUUGAAGAUCUUGAAUUAAGAGUGAUAAUGAAUAUUUCAGAGAUCAUUUCAUGCUUUUGGUUCUUUAAAGAGAGCAAAGCUUGUAAACCUUUGCUGGACCCAGAGAAUCAAUAUGUUACAUCUUUGGUUUUUCCCCAAAUAAAAGAAGCACAAGCUGGAAAAUACACACUCUCACUCAUAAGUAAGACUGGCAAUUACACAGUAGUUGUGACUGUUCUCCUCCAAAAGAAACCAGGGAAACCCUAUUUGAGGAAAAAGGAAAGAUCAGAUGGGAUCGAGUGCAUAUCUGAGAGCUACCCCCAGCCCUCUGUCCAGUGGAUGUUUUGCUAAACACCUGAAAAGAGUUGCCCUGAUAAAAUGAGUGAAGAAAAUGGGGAAAUAGAUGGCAUAGAGAAGACACAACAGGAAUUAUUUCAAACUUAUAUAUGGUGUUGUGCAGUUAAUGACCUGGGCAGAGAAUGCACCAGCCUCUUCACAAUAGGACUGUGUUUUUAUUUUGUGGAUUUAAAUUUAAAUUUACAUUUACCUGAAUUACUCCUUAAAGCUGGGGAACCACUGCUGAUCAGAUGCAGAGCUGAUCACCAUAAUUAUAAAUUUGGAAUAAAAUUAUCUUUUGAAAGCAAAGAAGUUGAGCAGGAUCACCAAUUUGAAGGCUUAGACUAUCAAGCAGAAGACUCAGCAAUUGGGAUCCGGUUUGCAUUCGCUGCAGCAGCAGGAAGAAGUGACAGUGGACAUUACACCUGCUCUUCUACUGCCCACCCGAAUCAAACUGCGUUGGUUACAGUUUUAGAAAAGGGAUUUAUAAAUGUCAUGGAGUCUAAAGAAGAUUUUGAAAUGGGUGAGGAAGAAUUUUGCUUUGAAGUUAACUUUACAGCAUAUCCACCAGUAAGAUGCAUGUGGCUAUUCUCCCAAAAAGCAUUCCCAUGUAAACAGAGCUACUGUGUGUAUGGACUCAGCAUUUCAUCAAAAUUCUGCAACCAUCAGCACCAGUCUGGGAUAUAUGUAUUUUAUGCAGAAAAUGAUGAUACGGUGGUGACAAAAAAUUUCACUCUGUAUGUGAGCAGAAAACCUGAAGUAACAAUGCAGUUGUUUUUCAACCAGAUCUCCUGUGUCGCUGACAGUCACCCUGCCUCAUCCUGGAUUUGGAGGAAAUGUCCCAAACUGAACUCAUCCAGCUGUUAUGGCUGCCUCUUACCCAAGCCACUAAAGUCAGUGAGAGUGUUACCAGUAAAGUUAGUGAGAGUGUUUCCAUUUCCUCUAUUCAUUUGGGAUGGUGAGUCAGGCCUCAACGUUUCAAGAGUUGCUGAAACAGCUUUGAGCUGGUUUAAGAAUUCUGCAGUUGUUCCUUUAGGCAGAACCAACACUAGAGGCAAUAUAGGCCCCCUGCUGAAUGGGAUGGGAGCCUUGGUGACAGAGGAUGCAGAUAAGGCAGAGUUGCUGAAUGCCUUCUUUGUCUCAGUCUAUACUCAGGAGUCCCACAGCCCUGAGGCCUCAGAGGAAGACAAGGUUAAGGAGGAGGCUUCCUUGAUUGAUGGGGAUGGAGUUGAAAAAUCUGAUGCUUCAGAAAAAGAUGCUCUAAUGUCUGAGCUGAAAAUGAUGACUCAUAUUGGAAACCAUGAAGAUAUUGUGAACUUACUAGGAGCUUGUACUGUCUCAGGACCAACCUACCUGAUAUUUGAGUACUGUUGCUAUGGUGACCUUCUGAACUACUUAAGGAGCAAGAGAAAAAAGUUUCACAGGACACUGACAGAUCUUUUUAAACAGCAUAAUUUCAGUUUUUACCACAAUAUCCAUUUGGACCAAAAUUCCAGGAAGGGAACUCACCUGAAGUAUUGUGUGAAUGCAUCUCUAUGCAGAGAGGAUGAAUCUGACACUGCACAAAGAAGUCAAAAUACAAAUGUGACAUCUGAACCAAAUGGGAUUGUGCUGUGUUCUGAGGAAGAUGAAACUAAGCAUGAAAGCAGGCAGAUGGACAAAGAAGAGGAUUUUAAUGUGCUCACUUUCAAAGACUUUCUUUGCUUCUCUUAUCAAGUUGCCAAAGGAAUGGAGUUUCUCAAGUCCAAAUCGGUAUGGCAAAGGGUAGCAAAAUCAUUAACACUUCUUUUUUUCGCUGCCUGGAAUAUAUUGGUGACCCAUGGAAAAGUGGUGAAAAUAUGUGACUUUGGCCUUGCCAGAGAUGUAGUAAAUGACUCCAACUAUGUUGUCAGGGGCAAUGCUCAUUUGCCAGUUAAAUGGAUGGCUCCUGAAAGCUUAUUCGAGAGGACAUACACAAUGAAGAGUGAUGUGUGGUCUUAUGGAAUAUUAUUAUGGGAAAUAUUUUCUUUGGGUGUAAAUCCCUACCCUGGUAUCCAGGUUGAUACAAACUUCUACAAAUUAAUACAAAAUGGAUUUAAAAUGGACCCACCAUAUUAUGCUACAAAAGAUGUCUAUGGUGUGAUGCAGUCCUGUUGGGCACUUGACUCCAGAAAAAGACCCUCUUUUUCUUGGCUGGUUUUCUCUCUUGCUUCUCAAUUGGCUGAGGCAGAAGGAGCAAUUUACCAGAAUAUUAAGAAAAAUAUUUCUACACACAGUUGCAGCAUCAAAACUAAACCAUAUGUAAGCAGGGAUGAGGAAUUUCUGCCUUCCCAAACAGCACUUCAGCAUGAGGACUCUCAAGUUGAGAAGUAAUCUGGGUUCUGAAUUUGAUUUCAGUGUUUUCAUAAACUCUGUGUAGCAUCAAUGUUUUGAAUCACCACUAAGAAAAGGAGAUAUUACCAGAUGCUGCUCUAUGCAUAUUUCUUAUGGACUAGUCUGUCUUUAUGUUACUUUGACAAGAAGAUGCAAUUAAUUUCAUAGAACUCAGUGAACAUGUCUGUCUCCAGAAAGAAGUAAUGAUCAUUUUUACUGUUUCUCUACAACUGGGUAUCUCUUUUCCAGGUUUUGUGUAAAUGGUGUCUAAUCAGUACAUUCAGACUGCUCUUGCCAUAUUGCAAGCAAACACAAGAAAAUCCAUGGCUUUUUCGGUCAGUGUUUACAAACACAGACUGUGCACUGAAAGAGAAAUGGUGUUAUCUCUGGAAGUGCUACUCACAUUUUCAUCUCCAGAAGACAGUGAAUGUUGGAGUAGCCAACUUCAAAUAUCCAUUUUUUUAAAUAUCAGCCUUGAAUUAUAAAUGUGAUUGUUUGUCACAGUAUCACAGUAUCACCAAGGUUGGAAGAGACCUCAUAGAUCAUCAAGUCCAACCCUUUACCACAGAG